AUUCUUCUUCUCUUCUUCUUCUUCUUCGCCGGCCACAGCUUUUCGACCUCUCGAAGAACGAAAAUGCCGGAAGUCGGACAGUAUAUGGAACGUUCCAAGCCGUUAAACACGUCAGAUUGAAGCAGUGUGUGCCGUAAGAAUAUAGUUUUGACUAAAUUUAGGUCAGAGAGUCGGUUGCAUUGACGACAAACCUCUAUAUCGUGAGACACUUUACCCUGACUUCCGGUAUUUUUGUUCUUCGAGAGGUCGAAAAGCGCCCGGCUGCCUCGUGCUCACUCGUGCUCACGCUCCUCCACGCUCACUCCUCACUAGUGCUCUGUUGCUACUACCGUUGACAACGUUUAUUGAUCCUCUUGUACUGACUAUUCUAACAACUAGUGAAAUGGAAGCACAACAAGUUCGGAAAAUUGUUCUAACUGACGAGAAGAUGUUCAAGCUCUGCGAGGUUGUUGAUGAUCUGUGGCAGACGGACAAGCAGAUCCAAAUGGACGGUGUAUUUGUGGGCGAGUUCUCGAAAGCAGACCGAGAUGGAGGAUCUCCGUUAAGUCAGUUUGUGGAGAAACUGAAGAGCCACCUCGAAUCUGCCAAGGAAGGAGAAGCAGAGGGACCAAAACGCCAGUUCCUAGCUGCUUUCGCUGCGGCCCCUGGUGUGUUUGGUCACCGAGCGUUCACCUGCAAACGUUAUGAGGAAUUUGGUGGCGUAAACCUGUGCACUCUGGAAGAUGUCGAAGCAUUCUCACUCACUGCAACCAGUGAGCCCUCGUAUAGUACGCCUACAUGCUGCACAACUAUACUCGACUCGAAGGGGCAGGCAGCUCUCAUCCAACACAUCUUCUCUGAUAUGAAGUCACGAGCGGGAAAGGUGCUAAACCGAAACGGGAGCCGGAAAUAUUUGAGCUCUGCGCAGGUGACUGCAAUGAAGGAAAGUUAUGACUCUUUUAUGGCAAAAUUUGAGCGGAUGAGCAGCGAGGAGAAAAGUAAGGCUGCCAUGAAAAUGGUAAAAGAUGACAAGAGGGUAGAAAAUAUAGGUUGUGCAUGUAUUGAUGCGGAAAAUGACUUGCCCGAAUCUCCAGCGGGUGGUGUCAUGUAUGCCAGUGGCAUACCCGUUGAACCUUCGGAUGAGUUGAGAAUGUCCCCUCAAUACAUGAUGCUCUUUAUGGGGGCCACAACUAUGAACCGAUUGCUCAAGGAGCAUUACAGUGGUGUGACCCGUCCCAUGUUAUAUUUUGGCACCACACACACCUUCGCACCUGUACAUGUAGAAGAUGGGAGUCUCUUCAGCAUUAAUUUUCUUCAUUAUGGGCAGCCAAAGUUGUGGUUUGUCGUGCCACCACGUGCUGUAAACCAGCUGAGAAACUGCCUUGCGGAUCUGAAAACCAACUCUCUCCACAGCGAUUGCCCGAACGGGCCACUCGGGCACAAGUAUUAUGUUCCUACUGCUGCAUGGAUGGAAGAGAAAAAGAUUCCAUACAAAGUGAUCAUACAGAAACCUAAACAAGCAGUAGUACUCUAUCCCAACGCGGCCCAUUGGGUAGUGAACUUGGGCAUGAACUGUGCGGAAGCUUCCAACUUCCCCUCAAAGAUGUGGCUGCCAUAUGGCUUGGCCAGCGUCAAGUGCCACUGCAUAAUGGACCAAGACUUCCACAUGGACUUGAGUGCGAUGGUUGCUGUACUGCAGCCUGGCUGGAUGGGCUGGAUGAAAAGUGGACUCAUCCCGAAGGACAUAUCAGCAGAGGACAACCCUCAAUUCUAUGAGAGGAUAGUCUUGCCAUGCAGAUGCUCGGUGAAUGCACAAGUAAAGGAUGAAGUACAAGAAGAAGAAGACGAAGAUGAAGAAGAAGAAGAAGAAGGAGGAGGAGGACAACGACGAGUAGUAGAGGAACUGCCAGACCUGCCCAGGAAGCGUUUUAAAAUGGACUACAAAUGCACAAAGCCGUCCUGCUCCCAGGCCUUCAAAGGGCGAAAAAAGGCUAGUGUAUGGAAUCACCUACAAACACAUAAAGGGGAGCCCAAGUAUCAGGAAUACGUUGCAGCUUACAACAAAAAAUAUAGACGACCUAUUAAAAGUAAAAGAAAGCCAUGCUCUGUAUGUGGGAAACUGAUCGUCCAGUCUCCAUCAAAUAUGCGGGAACAUCAGAAAAGGAAAAAUUGCAUAAAACCAGAAAAAGCAAAGUGAAGUAUUUUAAUUGUUAUUUGGUAGUUUUUGUUGUUAUUGUUAUUUACAUGUCAUCACUAUUCAGUUUUGAGCAAAACUAUUAACCCACCACUGAAUUAUUCUUAUGUUUAGUUUAUUUCUAUGGAUUUAAAUUUAAAGCUAAAGGGUAGAUUUGUUCAAAAAUUAG
Messenger RNA from Frankliniella occidentalis (western flower thrips), 2342 nucleotides. RefSeq lists its product as uncharacterized. Gene Ontology annotation, cellular component: nucleus. Bases 383 to 2176 code for a protein of 597 amino acids. NCBI's taxonomy places the organism in Eukaryota, Metazoa, Arthropoda, Insecta, Thysanoptera, Thripidae. The record is from RefSeq and is a predicted model, not a curated record. Gene Ontology annotation, molecular function: histone H3K36 demethylase activity; histone H3K9 demethylase activity. Gene Ontology annotation, biological process: chromatin remodeling. The transcript is spliced from 7 exons.